AUGUACAAAAUAAACUUGUUUUUAAAAUAAAAGCAAGAACAAAAAUUAAAGAUAAAAAACAUUAGUGAUCACAUACAUCUCCAUCCUCUUAGUGAUAGAAAGGAAAUCGCCCCGGUGAAUAGGAAUCGGAGCUCCCAUUUCAUCAGCUCUUGUGAGAAUCUCCCAUCCAUCUCCAUCCUCUUAACCCUAUUUCAGGAACCCUGGGGUGACUGGGUUAGAAUCCCACUCAGCCUGAUCUUGGCAGUAGGAAUUUUCUAGAAUUAGGCGAGGCCAAGUAGUCUGUUUGGCAACUCGGAAGUAAGAUAGCUUUAGUUAAGUAUGGUACUAAAGUAUGUCUAAAAUGUCGGUAUAUCAGCAUCCGGCUUAGCGAAAGGCGUUGGUACUGUCUUGCUAUUAGCAGAUGAAGGUGCGUAGAAAGCAGCAGCUAAGAUCUCAGUCUCAGGUCCCACCCUCAAUCAGACCGGGCUACAGACGAGAACUGUUUUCAGUCACUAGUCUGACUAAAGAAAAAACGGAUAGGGCUAAGAAUUUCUUUCAUAAAGCAUCCAAUCCUGCUCUGAGAACAAGCUUGGCGAGGUCUUCAGUGACUGAGUUGGAUGAGAAUGACAUAGAUGUAUCAAUCGCUGGAUGUUAAAUAUGUAGACACAUAAGAAUUGUAAGAAUGUCCAAAUCCUGCACUGUUAAGUCUGAUGGUGCUUGCAAAGGAAAUCCUGGGAAAGGAGGCGCUGGAGCUGUGAUACUCAAUUCCAGCGGAGAUGUGGUUGCUCGCGUGCACAAGCCUCGGACUUUUACUACUCAUAAUCGUGCUGAGUAUGAGGACUUGAGUCUAGGACUUGAUAAUGCUCGUGAAAUGGGCUACGAUGACAUUCAUGCAAUUGUUGAUUCACAGCUUGUCCGCAAUCAGGUUGACAGAAGAUGGAAAGUCCGAAGCCAAGAUUUGUAUGAACCUUACGGAAGAGUUGUUGAACUGACCCGUGGGCUGAGCAGAUUUGAGAUCAGCCAUGUUCCAAGGGAAUACAAUACUGAAGCUGAUGCAGAAGCGAGCAGGGCCUUUGACGAGUGAGGAUGGUGGCAAAGCUUUCAUGGAGUACUUGCCGAGGCAGCAAUCACUUGUUUAAUACCAAGCCUUAUUAGUCUCACUAUGCUGUGUAUCCGUAUAUAUAUGAUUAUAUGUUUAUAUGUUUAUAUGUUAUAGAAACAUGGUAACUAAAGCUGCUUUCUGCGAGUAUUCCUAUGACUGCUAUAUUCGCAAUAUUAAGUAAUUUGCUCCCUUAUGGAUGACUGGACGGUGUAUGGCUCAUCUUAAUAUUAUGUUUCCUUUGGUCA
Messenger RNA from Phalaenopsis equestris, 1326 nucleotides. RefSeq lists its product as uncharacterized. The transcript has 6 exons. Lineage: Eukaryota; Viridiplantae; Streptophyta; Magnoliopsida; Asparagales; Orchidaceae. Bases 662 to 1063 code for a protein of 133 amino acids. The record is from RefSeq and is a predicted model, not a curated record. Gene Ontology annotation, molecular function: RNA-DNA hybrid ribonuclease activity; nucleic acid binding.